Schistosoma mattheei is the source of this 2103-nucleotide messenger RNA. NCBI's taxonomy places the organism in Eukaryota, Metazoa, Platyhelminthes, Trematoda, Strigeidida, Schistosomatidae. The record is from the annotation of a GenBank genome assembly.
GGAUCAUUAAGGUCAGGUAUUGGCUGCUGACGUAUCAUUACCACGGAUAAGGUCGGAAUUAGGCUGCAGCGUUUCAGCAUGGAUCUCUCUGGGAAACUUAUUAUCAAAGCUCAACUAGGACAUGACUUGCGACGAAUCCCAAUACAUAAUGAGGAAAUCACUUACGAUGAACUUAUUUUAAUGAUGCAACGUGUCUUCAAACAGUAUAUUACAAAGGAAGAUGAAUUAUUGGUAAAAUAUAAGGACGAAGAUGGGGACUUUAUAACGAUUGAGGAUGAGUCUGAGCUCUCCCUCGCCAUACAGUCCAGCAAGGUGCUACAGAUUAAAGUCUUCGUUGUAAACAAACCUGAAAUAUUACAAUGUACUGCUCCAUUUAAAAACAGAAAAGACGGUGAAGCUAAAAAACUCGAAUCAGGGGAUACGUUUUCUUUAGUUUAUGAACUUCAACGGCUUGGUAACCACAUCCUAAACGUAGCUGAUCGUAUUCAAAAAACGUUUUCUGCCAACAAUUCUAUGGAUAUAGCUUUCACUAACUGUAAUCGACUUGAAAUAGUAAACAAAACAGACGAAAAUUACAUGGUUUCCAAAUCAACUUUCUCAACGGCUGGAUUGUUAGACAACGAGGGGCUAAAUUCGACUAAAAAAUCUGCUGAUCGCGACCCUAUAGAUUUCCAAGCACCGUUUGAGAAUAAGCUUGAUACAAUUGACAAAGUACCUACUAAAUUUAGUCAUUCUAAUGCAGAAGUGGUAGUAUCGGCGGCGCCUAAUAUUAGUUCCACACUCUCCACUACGAUACUACCGUCUCAGGGUCAACCGUUAACACCAAAUAGUCAGAUAAUAUCAUCAUUUUAUCAACAGCCUUCAGGACAUCAAAACCAUCUUCCCACUCAACCUCAAGUACAACCAUCAAUACCUAUAUCCCCUCAAAACUCAGCACAACCUAUAAUUCAUGGCAAUGAUACUCUUAGGAUGUCUAACACAUCAACUCCGAUGUUACAACAGCAUAGUACUCCGUCUUUCAGGUCUCCCGGUUUGGCAAACAUGCCACCAAAUAUGGGUCCUUAUGUUCGUCAAACUGGAACACUACCAAACACUAAUAGACCUAUGGGUAUCCUUGUAACUCCUCCAAAUCCAUCAUCUAACAUGUUUACACCUGUACUUCCACCGUGCGAUCCUUCAACUAGUUUAGGGACACCACAGCGACCAAUUGUGCAGCCUCUUUCAGGUUCUCCUAGAAAUUCUACGACACAAAGUUCAAUACAGUCCACGCCCAUGAUUCCACAUGGCAUGUCAUAUCCACCCAUGUAUCCUCCUCCAGCUCAAAGUAUGAAUCCUUCGACACGUCCCACGUGUCCUCCAAUUCAAAAUACUUUUGUAUCGGGUUCCUACAAUUCAAUGCAUUCAAGUCCUGCCGUUCCCGUAACAUCACCAACUAUCUUAUCAAAAGCAUGUCCGACUCCUUGUGAGACUCAUUAUUACCCUCCAUCCUAUCCUAAUUACCAACAAUAAUGCCUUAUUUUUGCUCCAAGAUGCUUACUAUUUAAGCUGAUCUGUCAUUCGACAGCUUCACAUCGUGAUGUGACAUACAGUUAUUUAUAAUUUCCUCAAUUUCUUCAUAUUUUUUCGUUGAGUGCACACGCAGGUUGAUUACUUCGGUGUAUGGUUACAUAAAAUUUUGAUUACAAACUCCUUAAAAUGAUAUUUUGAAUUCAAUUUGUUUCACGCUUCGUUUCUUAUCCAUUUUGUUCAAUAAUAUGUAAUAAUUAAGUUUUGUGGUUUUACUUCGUCUUCUGCAGUUUCGUAAUGGUUAUCACAUUAUGUAUAAUUUCGAAGGGUGUAUCUAUCUCAGUCUGCCAUAAUCCUCCUCCAUUGUAGCCACAAACAUCGACAUUAAGAAGUUUUUUGUCAUAGUAAACAAAAUAGUUCUGCGACUUCUAGAAUCCACUUCAGGAAAAAUUUUAUUGUACUGGGAUAUAAACUUCAGUAGCUAAACGAUGUAUUUGAGAAUGCAAUAUAUUCUUGGUAAAACUGUAAGAGAUCAAAAGUUUCGUGUUUUGCAGAUAUUUCUUAGUUCUAUGACUUAAGUUGAAAGUCUCUAUAGCC